Molecule: messenger RNA, 4701 nt
Organism: Frieseomelitta varia
Lineage: Eukaryota; Metazoa; Arthropoda; Insecta; Hymenoptera; Apidae
Product: zinc finger protein 26-like
Exons: 4
Coding region: 566-4123 (1185 amino acids)
Source: RefSeq, a predicted model, not a curated record
UUGUGCAAUGUAUCUUGUAGUAUAAUCCUUUUUUGCACCUGUCUUGUAUAGUACCAUAGACUAUUUUAACAAUUAGAUACAACGACCCAUGAUGCACAGUGCGGCAACACUGUUUUUAUAGGCUACAAGACUUCUACUUUAAUAUUGAAGUUCAGUGGAGUAUAUACUUCUGCUGUUGAAAUUUCUCCAGCAUAUAUUUCUAAUUCUUUUAAUAAUUAUAUCUAAACAGUACACGAAUAUGAUGAUUGUGUAUUGAAUAGAUGCAUUGAGACGUAUAAAUGACAAAAGAGUUCAUGCGUGGCUCUCGAAUUUGCAAUAUUUAUAGUGAUUUUAAACAAACAUGAGUAUGAAAGAAAUUGCUUCUGAAUGUAAUCAGUUUUUGAAACUGAGAACACAUACACGUUAAUAAAAAUGAGAAUAUAAAUAUUCGUAUUUGUAUUUAAAAAGGUGUGCUACAUUUUCUUAUCCAAGGAGUAAACAAACUGUGACUCAUUAUCAUUUUAGAUUUCGACAUUGUCAUAUUAUUGUAUGGCUGCAAGAAUAUGAACAGAAUUGAAACACGAUAAUGGAGGAGGUAAUCGAUCAAACUAUUGCUACAGAGCAAACAUCGGAAGAGUGUCUGAGUCAUGAGGAAGAAGACAUUAAAGUUAUCAUACCCAUUAACGAAGGAAUGUUAAAACACGAAAACCAGGAUAACGAGUGUCUCGAAAAUAUUACAACGGUGGAGCAUGAUUAUAUAUUACAGCAGGAAUGUGUACUAUCUAAUGCAAAUGAACAGGAGCAGGAACAACAACAGCAUCAUCAUCAUUAUCAACAUCAACUUACCUCCGGAGAAUCGUUUCAACGCGAAGAUUACACGGAGUAUGUAAAUCUUUUGGUAAAAGCAGCGGAUGCAACUAUAAAACAGGACGAAGCAAAAGAUGAAGAAGAAAAAUUGGAUAUUACGAACACGGAUGUUCAGCCAGAAGCAGAUUCUCAGUAUCAAAAUGAAACGAGAAGAAGCAAACGUAAAUUAGUUCGACGAAUCUGUGAGACCAAACGGGAUUCUGACGAAGAAAAUUACUUUGAAAAUUUGAACCUAAGCUCAAGAUUAAAGAAAGACCAAUCCUCCGAUCAAUCAGAGAAAAUUUUUCUAUGUUAUCUGUGCGACAAGGAGUUUUUGUCAAAGAAUGUUUUGAAGGAACAUAUGCAUUCGCAUGAAGAAGUUCGAAAGGUAUUGUCUUUGAAAAGAACGCCAGAUACGCCACAAAAAGACAGUUACAAUGUUGCGAAAUCACCUCCGUCGGGUAAAAGAUCAAACAAAUGCCCAUAUUGUGGUAAACAAUAUAUAUAUAUAACCUCGUUUAGUAAACAUUUGAAGAAACAUGAGAGAGAGAAAGAGGAAGGAAAAGAAGAUUCGAUGCCCCUGGAAAUAUCAUUCCACGAGGAUGAACAUAGUUUAGAUCUUGAUGAUUAUAAAGAUGCACGUCGAAAUUUGAAUACCGAGUAUCGAAAGAAAGUCAAACAAAAAGAGAUGGGCCAAGACGACCAUGGAGAGGAAGAACAAGGGAAUAGGGUAAAAAAUUGCAAUGACGGUGGUGGUGGCGGCGAUGACGAUGGCGAUGGCGAUGACGGCGGAGGUGAAGGCGAAGGAAGAGAAGGAAACAACAAUAACAACAAUAAUGAUGAUGAUGUUAACGAUGAUACCGAUGAUUACGAAUACGAUGACUGUGAGAACGGCAAACGACUGGGUAAUUCGAAUAGAAAGGAGGAACAGGAAAGUCGCACUGUUCGUACAGAAACAUUUGCGUGCGAUAGGUGUACAAAGAAAUUUUCUACGAAACGUAGCUUGCGAAAGCACGCCAUUUCGCAUACUCUACUCAAUUGUAGCAUAUGCGAAGACGAAUUCGAUUCACUGGAGAAAUUAAGAAAUCAUCGUGCGAAACAUGUGGUUGAAGGUGUAUUAACCGAGCAAGAGCUCGAGAUGGAUAAAGAAUAUGCGAUCAAGAAGGAAACUCUUGGGUAUGAGAUAGGGAAUAAAGAAAGCGCAGAAAAUGAUGAUGGGAUAAAAGACGAACCAAUGGCAGGGUUGUUAGAGAUAGAGAAUAAUUCAGCAAAGAAAAACGAUAGAAAUACAGAGAUUCAUCGUCAUUCGGGGAUCAAUCACAGCUGUAAGAUGUGUUGUCAACAAUUUGCAACGAAGGAAAUGUUGCAAAAGCAUAUGGAACAACAACACGAACGUGUGAAAACUUACAAGUGUACGCAAUGUAACAAGACAUUCGGUAAUGAACUUACUUUACGUAAUCAUCUUAUAGCCACUAAUCAUAAAACUUUCCUUUAUGGCCAAGAAUAUGAUCCUAAUAAACGCAUUAAAAGAGUCGCUGCGAGAGCCGCGCAAAAAAUUAUCGAUAAAAUUAAAACAGAAGAUGGUUUGGAAGACUAUGACGAGGAAGAGGAGAAUAACGAUAGAAUUAAUCGCGUUAAUUCUACGGAUGGUAAUUACACUCGGAAUAAGCGAGAAAUUUCUUCACAGAGAAGGCAUAAUUAUAAGAAAGAAUUGGAAUGUGCGAGUUGCAAUAAAAGAUGCAGUUCAAAGCAAUCGUUAACGAAACAUAUGGAGCAACAUGUAAAAGAUGAACAACAACGAGUAAUCAAGUCGGAAAAACAAAAACAAUCGGCGGAGAAGAAAGAAUGGCAAAAAGACUAUACCAACGAGAAGAUCUAUCAGAAAGAGAAUAGAGAUGACGAUUACGAUUCGGAUUUUGAGAGUGGUUUAGAUUGGCCGAUGGAUAAUCACGAGUGCGCCAAGUGCAAAAAACGAUACAGCACGAAAAAGUCGUUGCUACGUCAUCAAUUGUUGCACGAAGAGCCAAAUUUCGAGUGUGAUAUUUGCAAUGUCAAGUUCUACCGCAAAGACAAAUUGAAAGCUCAUUAUGAUAAGUGUUCAGAGAAGAACCCCGAUCAAGUGAGAAAGUGCAACAUCUGCGGAGAUACGUUUGAGAACAAUGAGAUUCUACGAGAACACAGAUCAAAACAUGUUACCGAGGGUAUCCUUACGGAGGAAGACUUAAGAGAUAUCGAGCCGCGACCUGAGGAAAAGAAGCCGGGCGAAAAAAUUGGUAGAAAGAGAAGAACUGAUAUCGUGGGUUUGGAGUGUACGGAAUGUAACAAGCAGUACACAUCGAGAAAAGGGCUUUUACGACACAUUCAAGUCCACGAAGGAAAAAAAUACCUGUGCGACAUAUGCCCAAAAAAAUUUUAUAGAAGGGAACAUUUAAAGAUACAUGUAGCCAAACAUAAUAUGAUCAAACCAUACAAAUGUACACGAUGCACAAAGCGUUUCAUUAAAGAGGAACAGCUAACGAAUCAUUUGUCAAAACAUGAUCGGACUUUCAAGAAAAACAAAGAAACGGACAGCUCGAAAAGAUUUCUUUGCGAAAUCUGUUCAAAGAGUUUCACGCAAUCGACGACUCUGAUCGCACAUCUUAGGGCGCAUAAUGGCAUAAAACCAUACGUUUGCGAGGUUUGUUCGCGGCCGUUCACGACCAACGCUUACUUGAAAAUGCACAUGAGAACGCAUACGCAAGAACGGCCGUAUAUUUGUCAAUAUUGUUCGCGAGCAUUUGCUAGAGCUGAUACGCUCGCAAAUCAUUUGACUUCCCACACAGGUGAGGCCAAGUAUCAUUGUAAAUACUGUCCAAAAAAUUUCCGUCGUUUGAAAUCGCUGAAGGAGCACGUUUUCAUUCACACUGGUCAAAGACCCUACGCCUGCCCAACCUGUGAUCGGCGGUUUAACAACAAUGGAAGUCGAUACGCUCAUAGUAAAAGGUGUAAACAAACUUUUGUGCAAAAUCAGAAUCGCGCUCAAGCAUUGUCGGCGCAGGUACAAACUCAACAAACUCCGCAUACUCAACAAACAAGAGUGCUGCAACAAACCACUCUUGAACAAGGGCAAAUAGUAAAACCACAGAAUAUUAAAACUAUUACCAUCACCAAACAACCUGAAUCAGUCACCACCCAACAAACGGUUAUGCAACUUCAGGAGAUAUUGAUGCCUUUGAUCCUUCCUCUUACGGUCACCCUUACUGACGUCGGUGAAGAAGUAAUAUUACCAGAAGGAACCAAAAUAUUUACCACGUCAUAAAUUGACGUACAACUUUUCUAUGUAUUUAUUGAAUUCUUUCUUUGAUUUCCAUCCACAAAACCAAAACUUUCUUUCUCAAUAUUACACGAAAUAAAGAGAGAGAAAACGAAGAACAGCAAGAUAAAAAUGUAAUUUUUAAUUACUGCUGUUUUUUGACUUUUGUAUUAUAUGUUGUAUAUCUUUGUUUAUAUUUAAGUAUGAGUCGUAGCUGUAUAUGGGAAUUGGGUAAAGUUGUUUAGUGUAUGAAAAGUUUAGAGCAAACGAAAAGAAAAUAGAAAAGCAAUUGGAUAAAAAUUUUUUUUAUAUACUCUGGUUUUGUUUUAAGUAUGAAAAGAAACAAAAUGUUAUAUUUUUAUUUAUGUAUAUACACGCACAUACGUUUUAUUUGAACAAAAGGUACAAGUAUAAGAAUAUAUUUUAUUGUUGAAUUUCGCUAGAAAUUAUUAGAUGUUUCGCCUAAUUCUAUGAUGUUGUUUUAAAAUGUAGAAUGAUCUUAAUUCUUUUUAAAUUUAUCCUAAACAGAUCUUUCAUUGAUAUCUAUAAGAUAUUGUAAUUUAGUAAAGCGCCGCUUAGCCUUG